AUGCGUUUGCAUCUUUUUUCCUUCUCAGUUGAUGGUGAUCGUGAUGUUAGCCUUAAGAGGAAUCAGUCCAAUAGUAUGAUAUGUGUGUCAUCAAGUAAUAGCACUAGUGGACUGGGAAGAGAAGGAGAUGUCAAUGUCACUGUAGGCUCAGAUCAGGUACAAAGUGUAUUCUGCUAUAAUUAAUGAUACAUGAAUAUACAAUGGCCCCUAAUUAGGAUAUGAAUCAGCUAAUUGAACCACUGAAUUAACUUUUUGCAAUGGCCACUUUGCUCCUAUCUACAAUUGCUGCCAGGGUAUAUAGGAUAAGAUAGCUUAUUAUUAGUCACAUAAUCAUCUAUCACCUUAACAUACAGUGCUGUAUACAGGUGGUAGGUCCAGGCCUCUUUCCCUUUUCACUGUGGGACUUAGUUGUACAUGGAUGAUCAUGUGAGCGAUAAGCUAAGACAUUGAGAUAAUGCUCUGAAAGAUUUCACUGUGCCUAAACUUUUUACUCUAAGUCAGCAUUUAUUAUCAUGGUCUUUCCAGAGCACAAAAACAAUCAUUUGUGAAUGUAACAUGGUUUUAUUCUGUUAAGUGUGGCUUUUUUUCAUAAUAUAAUGGUGGCUAUUAUCCUAGCCUCCUACAGAGACAUGUUACAUAGUCAUGUACGGCUUUAUCAUGCAUAUCCUUCCUCAACAAAUAGUGUUCAGGCAAGUCUGUCACUAUAAUUAAGGACCAAGGGUUUUUGGAUUUCCCUUGUCUGCUCUAAGCAUCACCCGGUGCUACUUUUAUACCAGAAAUAUGUUUAGCACAACACCUCACGAAGCUGUGGUGAGGGGAAGCAAUAUGACUAAAUUGAAACCAAACCAGUGCACGAAACUAACUUUUUUAGUCAGUUGUCCUGAGAAUAGUAGUGGGUGGCAUCUACUAGUCCUGAAGGCAAUUCUACUAGUCCUGUCUACCAUCCAUCAUCUGGCUACAAAGAUGUAAUUCACACAUUAAAAAAUCAUAGUAAAGCAUGACUCACUUUUUAAAUUGUAAUAAUAAACACUAAUGAAAAGUAUAAUCUUUUAUCUUGAGUUUCUUUGGCUAUAAGAAAUUAUUCAUUGCUUCCUUUGCAGAAAGACGAAUUUUCAUUUUUACUGUUUGGAAAAUUUACACAAUACUUGCAAAACAUUUUCCCUUCGGUUUCCUUGCAAACUAUAAACCACACAAAAUCCUUUUCCAAGCUGGUUUGAAGUCUCUAUCUUUGUUUGCCUUUUCCACUCUUGUUGGCCGGGAAUCACCUGUAUUACUAGCGUUUUCUUCAUCUUUCCUUUCUUCAUCUUCCCUGCCCCUUUUGACAUAGCGUAACAAAGUCACAGCACGAGAGGCCGCCAUUUUCAUGACAUUUUUAGGAGUUGCAUGACGUUUGCAUAACGUUCAAUUUGCAGCGAAGUUGACUGACAGUGGACUGAGAACCAAACCCGGCCCAUUCACUCACUGUUUUCAAAAUGGCGAUUGUAAAUGCGGAAAUUAUGAGCGUAGACAACAUGAUUAAAAGAACAAUUUUAUAAUAUUACCUGCUGAUUUAACAAAUGUGAAACCAAGAUCCACAGGCUAAAACGUCCACUGACGUCCAUGAGAAUGACUAACUCAAAAUUCUACUCGUUUUGUGGCUAAUUUUACUCUUUUUUGACAAGUGAACGACCGUUAGUUUCGAGCACUGCAAACAAUAGGUAAAAUAUGGUAAAAACAAAACGAAACAAGAAAACAAAAACAAAACAACCAAAAAGAAAAGAAAAAAAUUUCCCCCGGCGGGAGUCGAACCCUGGACCAUUAACGUGUAAGGUCAUCGCCUUGUCUAUUGCACCACGACACUAAUUGGUAAACAUGCUUGGUAAAUUAAUUUUGUUAAACAUUUUUGCCCAUGAAAUUCUACGGGUAGAUGUUGUUUGAAGGUGGUAGAGCUGCAUUUAUCAAGAAUUUAAAGAAGUAGUCAAGGAAAAUAAGAAGGGUUUUUGCGGUAAAAGCUGUACUUUAACUCAUUGUUCAUCACAUUUGAAGAGCAUAUGGCAGACAAAGCAAUAUUAAGUGUCUCGCAAAACCAUUGCAAAGUCUCUUGCUGACAGUGUUGUACAGCUUGCGAUUCUCUGCAUUUACAUGAGAUUAAGAACUGGUCACGAUUCAGCAACAGUAAACAUUUUUUUCACAGAGAAUGAAUAACCAUAUCCGCCUUUCAUCUCCACGGUUUCUUGUUGGUGUCUCAUUGGUUGUUCAUGGCUGAAUUUCAAGCGGCCAUUUUAAAGUGUUGCCUGGAAACCAAAAAGUGCUCCUAGACUCAACAUUAGAAUAGAUGACAUCAAUUGGAGCUUAGUCAUGACAUCAUUGCUAGAUAUCUUGCGGAAACCAAACCCAUAGAGAGAAAGAUUUAUGACCAAAGCAAAAUGACACUCCGCUUGGGAUCCUCGUGUGAUCGGGAAAAUUAUAAACUCGCUUUCAAGAGGAAUUAAACAAAUUAAAAGAAAAAUAGAAACAAAAGAACUUCCUAUGCCUAGUUCAGUUUCCCCACCUUCCUUUAGUAACUUGAAGUCUUAGUGACAGCCCUGUGUUUAUGAGGGAGGAAGGAAUGUGAAAUGAAGCCCUGCUUUAAUCUCCCUAAACUGGCCAUCCAGCUAUUUCAUGUACAUAUUACUUACUUAGAGACCCAAAUAAGGCUGGCAGCAAUGUGGAAAUUUUGCUGUUUUAUUUAAGGGGAGCUUUGAUGCUGUGUGUUUUAAACGUCAUAACCGAACAUCAUCAACAAUAUCAGCUCGUUCUCAUCAUUCUAUUUCAAGCUGUGCUGAAGAGGAGGAGGAGGUUUGUUAUACACUAAUAUAAUCAAGUCAUAUUUUUCUUCACCAUCCUGCAUCCUUUAUUCUGCCAACACUGGAAUUUAGGGGAGAGUAAAAACUGACAUUUUAAAAAUGAUGUUAUAUUCAAAUAUAACAAAUACACCUGUAUUCUACAGUUCUAUUCAAAUAUCAAUAAUUUAAAUUGAUAAAUCUGUAUUUAAAGUCCAAGGCAAUAACUUGGCUAUGCAGUUGACUGGCAUGUUGGAUACUUAUUGUCCUUCUGUUCCUUGGUAGUAUAUUAAUAACACUGUUGCACAUUGCAGGCAGUUGUGUUGUUUGUGGAUGAGCCAUCAUCUAAGUUGUUCUGCACUUUGUGUCAGCGUGUGUUUAAGGAUCCCGUCAUAACAUCAUGUGGGGUGAGGAUAAUGUUCUGUUUCUUGAACUUACUGUUGGUAAUGAUAGCACUUUUCACUACUGAGACUUAUGCAAAAUGGCCAGUAAAAGCUUAGUUUUUGUCAAGUCAGGGUAGCCUUUAAACCAUAGCUAGUAUUUCACCAUGAGGAACAACCAUUCAGAUCUAGGUAAGUGACACAUCAUCCAGAAUGGAAUGGUGCUUGUUCCUGUGACAUCAUGAAAGUGGAAACAUCAGGGAAACGGAAACACCAUGGUGCCUUUAAGAGCUACUCAACAUUGUUUAAAGCCAUUUCAAACCCCAUGAAACUAUUUUGUAAUUGGUCAAUGUUGAUACUCCAAAUAUGACGCGGCCAGCUAAAGUCAGGCUAAGGAAAAUGUAAGUAACGUUAGGUCAGUGGCAAUCAUGUGCACCUGGUUUAAGGAAAAGUCAGCAAAUAUUGUAACAGUUGGCAACCCUAAAAUUCAUCUUUACUUUGUUCUGAACGAAUUUGUUCCUGUUAUGGUUAGUUUAGUCAAAGUCCAUAAUUAUGUUACUUUUAACAAGGACACUUUUCUGUAUCUUGUUAUGCUUAUAUUGCUGUUUCGUACGUACCGGUAUUGUAUGUAUGUAGUUUUUAUUUGUUCUUUGUUGUUGUUUUAUUUUUUAGCAUACCUUCUGUCGAAAUUGUGUCCUUUCAAGAGCCUUGGAAAAGUGUCCAGUUGAUGAUAAUAAGCUUUCAAUAGUUGUUGCUAACCUUGCUGUAAGUGCAUCUAUUUAUAACAAGAACAAUCUUUAUAAGAAAACAACCACAAUUAUCCAUUGCCUACACUUUUGUGGACAUAUAAAUAAUGUCAAAUAAUCAAAUUUCACAGGCUUGCGGUUUUUACUGCAAAGUUUGUUGUCACCAAAUGUUUUUGAUCUGUAUGUUUAUAUAUAACAUUUAUUUUCAUUGUUUACCCAGUUUAGUUGUGUUUGCUUUCCAAGGCAAGUUCAUGGACAUUCAAGUGUAUCAUUAUAUAGACGCUUGACUUUAUCCCCAGUGGUUCUCCAUUCAUGAAUUAGUUUGGAAGCAAGAAAGCUUUUUAGCUGCUUGAAUACAAUUUGAAGUUCUUCAGACAUUCCAUUCAAUGUUUUUCAAGUUUCUCUACCUGUAAUCAGUGUUCUCCAGAAAAUUUAUUGAAGAAGGAGAAAAAAGUUGAAUAUGCAGCCAGAGAUUAGAUGAAAAAAUGCUUGUGGGUGAGAGUAAAUAAACUUAAAUCAUGUGGAAAGGGCUAUCACCUCAAUCCCUCUAGUGGUGGGGUAAUUGGGCCACCCAGGGGAAAAAUUUAAUUAGGGGGCCCCUAAAUUUCCACGCAUUUUCUUGAGUGACCAGGGAAGAAAUUUAAGCCAUGAGGAUGUGGUACCUUAUUUACCCAUAUUUGCUUUAUUUUAUAUCAUAUUUUCUUUCAUCUAACAAAACAUGUUGCAAAAAAAAAUUGACAAAUUUACUAUCCUCCUUAAAAAUAAUUUUCUGUUGCGGCCGUGCUACUGGAACGACUAGAUGGUGAUUUUUAUUAGUAUUUUGUAAGAAUUUGCUUACCUUUUUUUGCUUUAUAUUAUUGCCAGGUAUCUGAGCAGAUAGGUGAACUUUACAUCCAUUGCAAAUAUGGGUGUAAAUUAAAGUCAGGAACACCUUACGAUUACGAAGUGAAUACUGCUGGCUGUCCUGUCACAUUUAAACUCUCCAACAGGCAGUAAGUACAUUAAAGUUUUUGUAAUAUUGUGAUGUAAUAGCUGGGAUGGAUGCUGGUAAGGAAACUGACGACGACAGUUGAAGACUUUACCGAUAAUACCUUACUCUGCAUUCUUUCAAUCUUUCCCAUGAUGUAUUUGUGUGUUGAAGUGUGCCAUAGGACUUUGCUUAAAUUAGAAAUUUGUUGAACUAUUGAAGUUGGGUGGCAAAGCAAGUUACCAUUGUUAUUGAUUAAGGUCUGUGCUGGACCGUAUGUUAACCUUGUGGACUUUUUGUCUUGUCAUGGUGAAAAACUUAUCUUUGUAAUGGAAAUGAAAUGCAAAUUGGAAUUGCAGGGCAGUUUUUUCUCCCGUUUACAUGUUUUGUGUUCCUGGCAGUUUUUGCUUGAUAAUCCCUCUUAGUGUCCUUGUUUUGCAAGAAGAUAGAUUUUUUGACAAAAUAAUUUAUUUACCUGUGUGUUAGUGAUCAUGAAAGAAACUGUCAAUAUGCUCCAACUCAGUGUCCUAACAGUUCACAGUGUCCAGUGUUACUCAAAAUGGUAAGUGUACAUGCAGUGUUCUUUAGUUGGAAACACAUUUGACAAUUUAUAAUACUGUCACUUCACUUGACACUUUCCGUAUAUGUUGUUGUAUAAGUAGAGUGAAGAAAGUUUUUGUUCUAAGAGAACUACUUUCAAAGACUUUUCCUAGACUAGGUUUUAUGCAUGCAAAUUGACUUUUACAAGCGUGGUUGCAACUUCUCACAGUCAAUGAUGGCCACAGGUUAAUGUAACUCUAUGAGCAGAUAUAUAUGUAAAUUUGUUUAAUUGGAAGAUUUUUUAACCUUCUCAAAGAGUAGGCAGCUGGCAGUAAUUAAACUAAUUCACAUCAGGUUGAGGUAGUGGUUUUCUUUUAUUUGUGGUUUCGUCGUCCAAAAAAGAAGUUUUGAAACUUUAGCAACUGGACAACUGAGAUGCUAUUUACACAAUGUUUUUUUUACUUCUUCAGGACCUUGACGAUCAUUUGCAAGUUUGUGAGCACAUGAGAUGCCCCCAUCAAAAAUAUGGGUAUGUUAAGCUCACUUAUAACAAAUAUGAAAAGCGUAAAAUGUAAAGAAUAUGACACAUAAGAAAAGGAUGUAGAGGUGAUCAGUUUUGAGGAUAGAAUACUAAGCCAUAACCCAAAUUAGGGAAGGGGCAACCAAUCAAAGUGGGUGAAUUGAGAGUGAAUGAUAGAUGGUAGACAAAGGUAAACAUGUAAACCAGUUGGUCCCCCAACAAGCUCAAUGAGGUACCUUGCAGUGUGUUGGGCAACCAUCUGGCGUUGGUUGUUCAGAUGCUGGAUAGUACUAUCUUUUGGAUAAAUCACUAUCCAGUGAUAAGUAUUAAGGAAACCAAUAAUUGCACUGUCCACUGGAUAGAGAUUUAUCUGGUGGAUAGCACUAUCCACCUUGUGAACAACUGUGGACUGGUCUUUAUCUAUUUACUAUUUACUUGAAACUAUAAUUUUCAGUCACCCUGAAAUCUUAAAUGUUGCAUUUUCCAUAAAACUUAACAUCCCCCUCCAUUUCUCUUCAAUUUAAAAAUCAUUUUAAGAAUCAUCUAUAAUUCUAAAACAUUUUUUAAAAAUAUUGUUACAAAUACCCAACCCAACUGACCUAUUUUGGGAUAAAAUGAAAUCUCACCGAGAUUUUAGACGGUAAUAGUAGAACAUUAAUUUUGGUCGUAAUGUACCAUUAUUAAUAAUAAUAAUAAUUUAUUAUUAUUAUUUUUUCAAUAAAUAUAAAGUAUAGGUCAGAAUUAGUAUCGGUGUUAUUGUCAUCUGCUGACAAGAGAUCCGAGAACUCACCCAGACAAUAUGGCGGUUCACUACAAACACGUUUUAUUGAUCUAUGCAUGCGCAUGUAAUUACUAUAUAUGGUAAAUGCACAGGGCGACCAUAACAGUUAUUAUGAAUGUCAAAGGUAAAUAAUUGUCAAUAAUGUUGUGUAAAUAAUGUGCCGCUCUGCUGUUUUUUUUUUUAAGGUGUCAUAUGGAGGGAAACCAUAAAGAAGUUCGACUCCAUCUUGAGACAUGCAAGUUUGAAGCUGUCAAGGUAAUUUAAUAUGGCGUUUUGUAAGAAAUUCUCGGUAGAUAUUGAAACUGACAUACAGUGGAACCCGGCCAUACAAACUCGUUAUCCUUUGUUAGUGUGCAAUUCAUAGUUAAGAAAGUGUUAGUAUCGCAACGUGACUCUACCUGACAGGGUCGGUCAGGGUUUUUGGGUAUACGGUAUAUUGCAGCUUAAAUACGGGUAUUCGGUAUAUCACUUUCUUUGAAUUUCAGGUAUAAAAUAUACCUGGGUAUAAUUUUGGGUAUAUUUGGAUGAAUUUUGGGUAUUUUUGGGUAUUUUGGCGAAUUUUUUUUGGGUAUACUGGUAUACCACUACCCCUCCUGGCCGACCCUGACCUGAUUGCUUAUGAGACCACCCUGCCGGUAUAUAAUUUUGACCAUAUCCAGACGACGAUCGAAUAGUAUCCCAUGAUGCACCUCGAUUCAUGUUAUAUUAUCACUGCGUACGUGACACAUUAUGAUCAGUAACCUUCAGCAAGCGCGAAGUGAACAUCGAUCGCAGUGGACGAUGUGGAUGGUUUCCAAACAUGUUUCGGUUCAGCAGCUUCUGCUUUUGAGAUUAUCGAGUUGGCUAAUAUUCACUGUGCUUUAAAGGAGAAUUUCAGCGUUGCUUUGACUGAGAAGGGUUUUACAUGUAUUUCACUGAUCUGUCGAGAACUACUUGUGCCGCGCUCGGUCGCACUGUAAACACAAAUUAUAAGACUCGCAAUUGAUAAGCUUCGCUAGGUUCACUAGGAGAACCCAGGCCAGAGGAGAACCAAAACUAUGACUGAUCUAUAAAGUGGUUCCAACAAAACAUCCGCUACGCUGUGAAGCUAAUUACCAAAGGAUAAUUUAUCACAGCAUCGCGCUCAAAGGAGCUGAAGUUUACAAUGGCAGUUACAAAUAAAAUUUAACCUAUCGAUGCGACAAACAAUUCUCUGAAGCACAGUCUACCCGGUACUGACUCUAGCAAUCUUCAAGGAAAUUUCCUGGCCAGAAUACUGAUCUGUUCUUUUGAAUAAAUAAAGUUUCUGCAUGAUGUUUCUUUUUCAAAUUCUGAGCAGGCUUCAGUUUACGUUGUGCCGGCUUGCAUGCUGCGUGGUUCCUUUCUUUGGGUUCUUUUCACACUGAAACACACCGUUAUACACCGCUCCUUCGUCGAAUUAAAAUAAUUAUAGUCAAAUUCCUUUUAAAAAUAACCUCUUUGAAAAUAGCAAAGUGAUUGCUUCGGCAUAAAGCGCUCUCAAAAGCGCUCAACAGAUUGUAGCCUUCAUCAGGCUUUACACAUAUAUUAUGACACAUGGCGUUGAAAUGUGAUAAAAGAUUCGAAAUUUCAGCCAUCUUUGGUCGACAAAAAAGUCUUCAAAAUGUGGGUACUUCUGGGUACUUCUUGGCCUGUACAAUAUUCAGGACUUCAUUUUGCUGGCGUGAGGUCCACAUUUGUAAGAUUUCAACAUAUAUUCCAAAAAACCUUGAAUAUUCAUGACCUGGUUGUGGGUCACUGAACACUUUGUGAUGGGAAGACUAAUUGAAACCGUUAAAAUAAAUGUUUCUAAGUGGAAACUUCGCUCUUAAGCGAUUGCAAAUCGGAGAAAUCAUGUCAAAUAACGAAAUAAUGUAAUUUUUUUACUUUUACUGGAAAUCGAGUGAGAAAAAAGCCGACGAGAAAACGACCUUAUUUCAAGAAGGAAUCUGCUAUGACUACGAUAUUGCGUGAUGCUUCUAGAAAAAUGCAUCAUGGGAUACUAUUCGAUCCUCCUCUGGACCAUAUCUAAGAUCUCCAAUAACUGGGAAGGAGGACUUCGUGUGAAAGGGGCGAGGGAGAUGUUCAUCGUCUCGAGUAACGGUAUGACUUGCAUAUUUUGAUAUGACUUGGGUUGUUCAUAGGCGUCCAAACAUUCUUAUUCAUGCAGGUAUCCCCUUUUGGCUGCACAUGAAGAAAUAAGAGAAAGAAAGAAAGCAUUCGAUGACGAUGUCUUUUUAUCGGAAUAUUGAAAUCACUAUAAUUCUUAUUUCGCUGUCUGUUUGAGAAUGAUAUACUUUAGGGGUCAAACAAAGCUUAACCCGCAAUAAAGAGAGACUUGUCCAUCUGAUACAGAUUUUUAAAAGUAAUUUGUUUAACCACGAAUAAAUUAGUUUUAUCAAUUUUUUAUUUUAUUAUUUAACAGGAAUUCCUGCAGCACUCAGACAAGCGAGUGGAAGAGGUAAAGAUGGCGCUGAAAGAUAAAGAUCAGGUAUUUUCUCCAGAUAAGUCCUGUUUGUGUGCCUUGAAAUAACGGUCGGCUCUGUUUCCUUGGUUAAGGAAAGAGUGACCUUGGUCCCAGACAUUUGUCUUGAAAUUUGUCUCAGCAUGAGAGAGAGAAAGAGAGAGCGAACCGCGAAAAGGCGAAAACGAGUCGCUUCGCUCGCUCUCUCGAACGCGGGUAAAAUUUUCAAGAAGAACCUCUGGGACCCGGGUAGGACAAAGUUCAUUUUAAAUAUCCAUCAUCCCUCCUCUGUUGAUCUUAUUUUGUGACCUGAUUCCCUUUAGGAAAUUGUAUUUCUUAAGGCGAUGAUAGUAAAGUUAAAUGAGCGAGUGGACAGAAUGGAAAAAACUGUGGAUAUCAGAAUAGGUGAGAGUGCAAAUGCCAGUUUUAAUUUUCUCAACUAUUUAGGACAAGAGUGGGGUUUACCAGCCGUUUUUAUACAAUGCAUUUCGAAAUGUGGUCGUUUCGAUACAAGUUAAAUAAUUGCGCGUGGUUGGCCUAAAGAACAAGGAAUAUUCACGCCAUAUGGUUUUUCCGCGUAAUUGAUCGUAAUAUUUGUUGCGCACAGUUCGUGUCGAAAAGACUUGUAUUGAAACGACUGGUUUCUCUUUGUACUGUUGUCUUCCUAGUUUACUACUUAUCUUUGAAAAAAACGCGCUGUUUUUAGCACUGAUUUAUGGUCGAGAUUUUUGUCAAUUUUGUUGGAUGCAAGGUAUGACUGGUGUAGACGUUGGGGGCCUUGUUAUUUAACGAAAUUUCUUGCAAUCUUUUUCACAAUUUUGUUUAGCCACAAGUUGCGCGAAAAUUCUUAGUGUUAAGAUUGAACGUCGCACAGGACUUUACUUGUAACAUUUUUGUUUAAGCAAAUGCUGCUUUGAAGUGAAAUCAAGUUUUACUUCUCGCAACAACGUCGGUAUAAACGCUGUGAGGAUUUUUGUAAGGAUGCUAUGAAAAUUGUAGGAGGCAAUCUGUCUCGCAACGCGCAGCGUUAUAAUUUGCGGCGGAGAUGAUUUGCAAGAGAACCUGGCUAGUUUAACAAGGCCUUGUAAGUGUUUUUUUUUUCAUGCAUUUUUUUCGUACAUAGACCUUCUCGAUGAAAGCCAAACAAAAUUGUCCUCAGAUUUGCUGGAUUCAAGACAAAGUAUUUCACAAAUCCAGGUAAUUUACAUCAUUAUCAGUAAAGAAUGUCAGAAGUGAACUCAAGAAAAUGUUGGAAGUAUUCUUACUAGUACUGUGUACAAUCUUUUGUUUUAAAUUAAGCUGGCUCUUUAAAUGUAACUCGUCCUCUGGACUUCAGUUUUCCUUCAACAUGCUUGGAAUUUUGUAUAGCUUUGUGCACAAAAUGCCUCAUAAACAUUUACUUCUUUCUUCAUUUUGAAUAUUUUUUUUGGUGGCCAUCUUUGUUAGGUUCUUUGUGCUUCCCUUUUUAGGAACUCGAAAAGUCAAAAGUGUGUUUAUGAUGUGGCUCUUAAGGCCCUAUUACUUUACGCAAUUUUUUCUUGCUGCUUCUCUCCCAAUUUUGUUGCGCUUUUGCCAAACAAAUUUUUACCUUUGUUUCGAGUAAAUAGAGAGUUUAAUCUUCAAUAAUACGGCAAAACGGCAGAUUCAAGUUGAGAAUUUCUCAAAGUAGAAAAUGAGCAGCUAAAAACAGCUCAAAGCAAUUCUUAUGGAUAUAAAAUUGCGUGAAACUACCCUGAAUUUAGGUGUAGAAAUGAUGAACAGUAAACGACAUGUAAAGAGGAAACUUGGUCACGUGGUAUAAACUCGCCUUUGCCGUUUGACGUAAACGUGAUGCUCAACCUCUGUAUCUUUCUUCAGUAAAUUUUGGUUUUAUUUACAGACUGACUUAUCCAAUGUUGAAGCUCGACUGUGGGGCGUUGGAAGUAAGUUCUACUGCAUGACCCUUUUUCAUAAAUAUCAGCUGAAACUUGAAAGGGGUCAUCAAAAAUCUGUUGAUUUCCGUCAUGAAGUUUAAACAGCUUGCCUAUAACCUUUCUUAAAGUUAUCUUUUUGUUGUUGUUUUCUUGUGUUUUGCACCGCACAUUCUUUUCUAGCCCUCCUGAAAGUGAAUAGGAAUUGAUGCUAACGUUUGACGAGUCUUAUUCCCGUUCUGAGACUCACACAUGCGCCGACACCUCACAUGCGCCGAAUUUGAUACCCAGUGAUGUUGUUACCCAGAACGAUUACAUACAAACAUACAUGUACAUGACCUUAAUUUCACCUCGUGGAAUUUUAUAGUAGCUACAAUAUAAUGCUAAUAUCUUUAUUGAUGUUGCUCAUUGGUAGUAGCAUUUGCAAAUGCGACGUUCGCUGUAUGAAAAAGAUUGCGUAUUGCGUAUUGUUGUGGCGUUGAAGAAUAGAAAUGCUAAUAGCAGAAGAGCUGUCAUUAAGAGGCGGGGCCGGGGAAUUUCCCCCGGUUACUAUGAACGUGUUCCGCGGCUACUUUCAAAGGAAAAUAGAACCAGAAGAAGCCCCUAGCUGUUUGAUUCGCGGCCUACUUAUUGUAUUUACCCGGCACCUUGAAAUCGUAGUGACAACCCUGCUGACUGCUACUCUUUUUUGUUUGUAGCGUUUGACAUCCAGCCAUUGUUUAAGUGCAAGGGAACUUUUGUCGGUCACCAGGUAUCCUCUAUUGUUCUAGAAUCUUUCCAAUCAGUGAAUACUUGAACAUCACUCUCCUAACCCCUCCCCUCUCCUUUCCCUACCCCUGCAUCGUCAGUGUAUUUGAUCAUAAUCAUCGUCGUUGUCAUUAUCAUCUGAUCGUCGUCGUCGGUGUCGUCUAUCAUCAUCUUUGUCUUCAUCUUCAAAAACUUAUUAAUAAUUCAUAAAGAAAAAAUAAAAGAAAUUAAUGUUUAAUGAGUGUCUUUAUAUCUGAUAAAGACACGGCUAAACUGUACGUCCAAUUUUUUUUACCAAAAUAAUCCCAAAUCUGAAUAUUAGUGCAAGAAUGAGUUGAUCUACAACAGAGAUUUUGAGGCCGUUCAAAAAACUCGCAGUCGUGUGUUUUUUAAACACUCCUGCUCGUUUUUUAAACAGUGCAUAAUCAACAUCAUCGUCGUCAUCAUGUCUCGCGGCGCCAGAAGGCGCGCAAGGCCGUAGCUGUAGUAGACCUUACAUUCAAUACUCAGCAUACCAUUGAAAACUUCGCACUGAGAGAUAUUCCUUUGAUUUGCCUCUAGGGUCCCGUAUGGACUUUGUGUACUCAUGGAGACUGGCUAUUUAGCGGUUCAUCUGACAAGACAAUCAAGGUAUGUGUGACAACAUGGAGACCUGCUUACUUGUUCAUAACAACAGUGUUCUCGUUUACUGCAGAAAAAUCGGGACGUUUCAUAAUUUUUUUCCGCUUAUUGCGAUCUCGUGGUGGUACAGACAAAACAGAGCUUUCCUUUUCGACUGAAACAAUCUCAUACAGGAGUCACUUCCUUUAUACUGAUACAGUCCUGGCAUAAGUGUUAGAUUUUAAUCGUUUAGCUUCGUAGCCAUACAUGUGGUUGAAGAACCCAUGAUGAGAACCUGGACCUCUCAUUAGAAGUGGGCAAUCUUUCGUCGUCUCUACAAGUACCGUAACCCAAGAGCAAGAUUUUUGGUUCUGCUUGGCUAUGCUUAGAAGUUUGUUCCAUCUUGUCUGGAGAGACAUUCUAGGAUCUUGUUAAUGGAGACCUUAUUUAUUCUAAGACGAGGACGACUAAGGGAACGAGAUUUUCGUAAUACUAAGUAAUGCGCGUGCGUGAACCAGCGUCAUUUUGGCGGGGGUGGAAACACUCUUUUCUGAAGUUAGUUUACCAUGCAGUCUUGUAAAUUCAUGAUGAUUUUCUUUUGUUCAAGGUAUGGGACACACUGACGACGUACAAAUGCAUAAAGACAAUGGAAGGACAUAGUGGCAUUGUAUUGGCUUUGUGCACUCACGAGUAUGUUAACCAUUUACGUAAACUAUCCUAUCACGACCACUUCUGUAUGUCCUCUAAUUUUGCUUCUACACCCUGAGUUGUCUGCCACAGUGCUUAGCACUGUUAACGGUCUCAUGUUUUCCCGCGUUCAGCAGCGGUUACUUGUUACAAGGUCUCCCGCGCUCGGCAGUAAUUUUUUUCCCGCGAUUGAAAUCUAUUCCCACACUCUGGAUGCAUCCGUAUCCAAUGGUCUUUCUCGCUCCUUUUAUAACCUCUCCCUGCUUUAUUUUAGCCUGCGUAGCAAGCGUUUCCGUUUAGUUUCGGAGCAAAAAAAAAAAAAAAACAGGGAACGGGAAUUUCUGUUUUGACCGCGCGAGAAAUGAAACGAGAGCCAUUUUUCGCGCCGUCUUUGACUCUUGUUCCUUGUUCUUUGCUCUUAAACCGCACAGAAACGAUUGCUACGCAGGCUAGCUUUAUUUUAGCCUAGCUAGCUAGCCUGCGCUGCGGUUGCAUAGAAAUUUCUGUGCUAGAUUAGGGAAAGAGAGGAAAGAUACGCGCGUCCUCCUCUUUUCGCGCCAUUUUUUCAUGCGGGCGCUAGCAGGCAUCGUUGAUUUGUCCUGUUCUUUGACUAUGUAGAACCAAGACUUGUCGUUUUAUUUACUGUUUGGACUGUUUUUUUCCUUAUACCUUUUUAUUAAGCCAGAAACUCAGUAUGUCAAACUUUUCUCCUUUUCGUUUUGUCUUACAGCAAAAAGCUCUACAGUGGUUCCGCAGACUGCACAAUAAAUGUAUGUAGCAUUGUCAGUCAAUGACAUUCACAUGUAGAAAACGUUGAUAAUAUUUUCUAACUUUUGGUAAACCCAUUAUAGGGAUUUUUCAAGCUUCUUGAGAAGCUUUCAUGUUAACGCCUUAAUGUUGAAGUAUGAAGUAUUUUUGUUAAAGAUAAUUUGAUGAAACUAGGUGAAACAGUCUCGUACAAUUUCUAUUUUUUUGUGUGUGCACUAGGUUUGGUGUUUAGAGGAACUUGAGCUGCUCGACUCUAUUCGCGGUCACGAGAACCCUGUCUGCACACUGGUUACUAAACGGAACAUGCUGUUUAGUGGAUCGCUCAAGAAAAUCAAGGUAGGCUGACUGAAAACUUCUUAUUUGUUGUUAAAGACUUAGCGAGAAAAACUACUUGCUUACUUACUUGGGGGCGCAAAACUGAUUUUUUGUCGCAAGCUGGGCUGCUUCCGCUUGCCAAAGGAGGAGAAAGUACUGGUUUAGGUCGAUAACAUUUGAUGAAGAUCACAACUUGACAUGUGUGGAAAACAACGCAAAAAUAUUCUUAUUUUUCAGUUUGGAAAAUACGUGAAAGACACGGCACUAUGUUGUCGUGAAAAUUUACAUUAUCGUCCGAAAAGAAACGAAAAAUGAAACCUUCCUCGCUGUCAGAACUAUUGAAGUGCCUUUGCCGCGUUUACAGCAAACCCCACCUGGACUUGACCCUACAAAUACUUACCGGGCUUUUUCACACAAACGACUGGGAACUGGGAUAUCCAGGCCCUUAGGAGGACGUUCCAGGCAACCUACAGUUCCUUCUAACUCGUCUUGUGAGUUCUAUUUCUCUCGUUGAUUUUCCAGGUUUGGAAUCUAAAAACCAUGGAGCUUAUCCAAGAACUAACAGGCCUUAAUCACUGGGUGCGUGCGUUGGUGGCAUCAGAAAGGCACCUCUUCAGUGGCUCCUACCAAACCAUUAAGGUACUUAAUUCUUUAUGUCCUCACCGUGAUUACAGUUUUGGUGCUUUCUGUUAAGCUUUUUCACCCCUUGUGUACGGCAAGUUGAACAUUCCCUCGAUGUAACUGAUUAGACGACACAUAUUUCAGAGCUGGCUAACAAACUUCCCAAGUUUGAUUAUUCGGAUUUAAAGUUAUUUUCCAGGUGUUGCUAUUAAAGGCCAUAUAAACGCGAAAAUACAAGUUCAUCUUAUUGGUAUAUGUAUUGUUUUUUGCCAGUUCGACGUUUCUGAGGCUGCGUACCAGUUGGUUUGAGUCUGUGUGAUUAGGACCUAGAUUGUUACCAUUCAAAUAACAGCUACGGAGCAGUACUUCAUUGUAGUAUUGUGUAUUGUGCUGUAUAUAGAACGUGGUAUAUUGGUUUCAGCUCACUUAAAACUUAAAAUGUUAUUUUGCAGUUAUGGGAUCUAGAUACAUUAGAGUGUGUUCGAGUCCUUCAGACUUCAGGGGGCAGCGUGUACUCUUUGGCAGUCACCAAGGACUAUAUAGUAUGUGGAACGUAUGAGAAUCAAAUACAGGUAACAGAACUGAGUUCUCUCUUUUUCUCUAAGUUGUAGCUUACUAAAUGGCUGUGGAGCUCAUAGAGUAAAUACAAUCAAUGACUGAUGACUAUACCAAUAACCGUCCCUUUUGUCUUAAGGUGUAUGAUAUAAGCACACACAAACACUUGGAAACGCUGAACGGUGAGUCACUUGUAGUCACUUUUAAUCGCCUCUUGUGGGUUUGGGCGCAACUUCGAUAACAAUAACACUCGAAAUCGAGGGAGACACGUGAAAGGCUGAAUUUCACGCGGGCUCAUAUCCUCUUUUUCGUCACGAAAGCAGCGACGUUUCUUGUUUCGCUGCUUCUCCUCCUCCAUGACAUUUUCAGUUUUGAUUGGUAGUUCAAUGAAUCCCGAGUUGUUGAUGUGUUCGAUAUUAACGCAUGCAAAAAGAUUUUUUAGUGCAGCCGGAAACAAAUGAGUUUUCUCCAUACCAAAAAUGUCGUUGUUUCAAUAACUUUGGUUAUACAAAUGGAGCUGGAAAGAGAAGGCGAGGAAAACACAUUAAUAUGAACGACUACUUGUCGUUAAAAAGUGCAAAAAUCAAUUUUAUUUCAGACAAUUAUUUAAGCCAACUACUUAACUCAUUACAAUUUGGCUGAAAGAGCUACUCGACAAAAUAUCAUGCGUGAACGUGAUAAUCCACUGAUGCCACACACAUUAAAUGUCCAGUUCAUUAAGAGAAGUAAUAAUCUUGCCACUAUUGUUGGCCUUGAUUCUGUUGAAUAAGAUUUCGUAGAAAUCCAGAGGUUUGAAGAUGUCGAUCUCCAGUUUAGCUUUCUCCUCGUCCGUCAGCUUUUCCCAUCCGUCAGCCAAAAUUACGUGGUUGCGAGUGUUGCAGUCGUUCCACGAGAUUUGGCGGUGGAUUUCCUGUUUCUGAUUCUGUUUCUGACCUGCUUUUCCUUCUGCUGCUGAAUCUAAAACUGGCCUUUGACAGAGUUUGGGUGGGAAAUCUAUAGGACUUGUCGUGUUGGAGCUGCACUUGCCUCUGCGGUCGCAAGAAACGACGAGCAGUUCAGGCGACUGGCUGCCUUUGUUCUGUGGUUCCGCCAUAGCGUACUGGCUGUCAAAUUUUGCUCUAGUCGUUGUAUUCUUUGUGGAUGCGAGUGACUGACUGCUUAUCUGUGCCAAGUUAAUUUUUUUAAAUGGGUCUUGAGGGUCUCAUCGCGUUCAGUUGUAAUUAGUAAAAUAAUUAAAGGGAUAUGUCAACCAGUUACCCUACGUACUUUGAUAAUAUCUCUUGAAAUUGUAUUGUUUCCUGCAAAUUGAUAGCGCUAUUUUGUAAACAUCUAUUUAUAUAACAGCGACGUGUCUUCUGUCCACGUUGAUUUUUAAUUAGUCGAAUGAUGUAAGGACUAAUUCAACCGGUUAUCCUAAGUACUAUGAUUAUUCUUUGAAAUAAUAUUUGUCGAAAUUUUAUUGUUCCCUCAAUGCCAAUUGGUAGCGCUAAUUUUAAGACAUAUCAUAUUACAACGAAAUGACGUCUCGUCACGCUAAUUGAUAAUUAGUCCAAUAGUUAAAAGACUAUUUCAACCGGGUAUUCAAGAUACUUUUGUUAUUUGCUUAACAAAGAUCCUUGAAAACUCAAAUUUUCAGAACGUUAUUUAUAGAAGUUUAAAACAUGUAAUGUGGAAAAGAAAAACGAAAAUUACAUAAUCAAAAGACAAUAAAACAGGUCUCGUGGUUGCCUCUCUCUCAGACGAGCAAAAGAACAUCUGCGUGGCGAUAAAGGUUGGUCUCCGGUCUCGUGCGCCGUCUUGUUAUUCAAAAACUUAUUAAUAUUCAGUAGGCAUAUCGUCUAAUCGAAUCAGGUGCAAGGACCUAUAACCUGGUAAAAUUCGUCCAACUAAAAAAGUUAGUGGAGGGAAAUUACGGAAAUCAUAAACAUAACAUAACAUAACAUAACAUAGACUUUAUAUAUACUCAGAUUUUAGGGUAGCUAACAAGCUAAUAUCUUGAUAGGACCAUGAGUUUUAGACUAAAUAAAUGAUCGGUAAGGUGGCACAUAUACAGACUGGCUCGUUGUUGUAAUAUUUACGUUUUAUUUGACGUUGCCCUGAAAGUCGCGCACAAGUCACUUAUUAUUACAGUAAUUAUAAUGCCAUUUACUUUUUUUGUUCUUGUUUUCACGAGUUUGUUUACCUCUUAUGGUAGUUCAAAUCGUGUUAUAGAUGUUUCCUUUACAAACGGUGGGUCAUGAAUUGAUAGCCGGUGCGGUUUCUUGCCUGGGCGGUAUCCCAUAUUUUAUCACUGAUUCUUGUGUUAUUAUAUACAUUUAUAUUUGUAUUAUUUUUCCAUGCCUUUCAUUCAUCCAACGACGAAAAAAACUGCUGGAAAAGUCGUUAGUCACCGUGGGGGAAGGUGCGAUGAGACGCGAAAGCGUGAGAAGAGACAGUGAGCAAUGCACUUGUCUUGACUUGAUUUCUUGAUUACAAGCGAAUUGUAGGAAUCAGAGCGUCCCCGUCGACACCAAUGCAUUUUCGUUUCAAAACGCGUACAUUUCGAUGCGUUCAGGCGUUCCGUCCACACUCAAAUCCGCUGAGCGUUUUCAUCGAAAACGCUCUUGAAAGUGGAUCAAAACGAAAACGCAUAGAUAUCGUAUUAGUGCGGACGGUCGAAAACGCAUCAAAAUGAAAACGAUGACGUCAUAUGUACCACGUGCGUCGUAAAAUAUCGCAGGCGCGUGUGUUUGUAACAUGCGCAUAGUGUUCAACUUGCGUAACAACGUGCAAAUCUAUCGUUUUAGUGUUCACAGUCGAAAACGCAUCAAAACGGUAGUGUGGACACGAAUCGAUCGAUGCGCUUUCGAUGAGAACGAAAACGGAUCCUUUUGAAAACGCAUUAGUAUGGAGAGGGCUUAAGUCCUAAAUAUGACCUUAAUUUGCCCACUUCAAAUCCCUUGAAUUGUAGCCAGCCCGACUUCACGUUUUACGAGAGUUCUUGUUUUAACGGAAAUAAACAAUUAUUGGAUGAGGUUUUGUAAUUUCUGGAAUAAUCAAUAUCGAGGAAAAUGUUAUCAGCCGAGCCGAAGGCCGAGGCUGAUAACACUUACCGAGAGUACCGUAAUUACAGUAAUUAAGGCCAUCAAGUAAUCCCAUCGUUGUUGUUUGUUUCAAACGAGUCUUGCUACGUCGAUGGCUAAUUAAACUCGGUGCGCCGACGCUUGCAGAAAAACCUCUGUGCUACCCGAUUGACAAAUUUUCUGUCUUCUCUGUUCGUUUAAAAAAAAAAACAGUAACAAUAGGGCUCUAAAUGUUUUGCAUUGUAUUUUCGUAGGAAGAAAAGGGAUUGCCUUCUCAAAAACUUAUCUUAUUACAAUAUUUUUAUUAUUAUAAUGGAACAGGAAAGAGGAACAUUACAAUAGUAUAAGCAGAAAAAACAAGGCGGGAGCGACCCGUUUGUUAAACAUAGGUUGCUGCCAUAAAUAUUACAUAAGUUCCAGUUCAUUAAGAGAAGUAAUAACCUUGCCAGUAUUGUUGGCCUUUAUUCUGUUGAACACUGAGAUUUCGUAGAAAUCCAGAGGUUUGAAGAUGUCGAUCUCCAGUUUAGCUCUCUCCUCGUCCGUCAGAUUUUCCCAUCCGUCAGCAAAAAUUACUCGGUUGCGAGUGUUGUAGUCGUUCCUCGAGAUCUGUUCUGUUCUUAAGAAUGAAAAUUCUAUGAAAAUUACUGAAAUAUUGGUAAAAGGGUAAAGAACAUGGUUACCUCAAGUAGGUAGCGACGGCAACGACAGUGAAGACGUCGCUUAAAAAGUGAAUUCGCGUUCUUUCGAUCUUUUUCGCGUUUAUUCCAACUCGCCUACUUUGUCAAAUGUAGUCAAACUCUCUUGAAGUUGAAGUCGUGCAAAGAAAAGUAAAAAACAGUGUGAUGAAAAAUGUUUAAUGUAUUUGCAAAGUUUUCAAGUUUUGAUUGUGUUUUACUGGCCCUAUUUACACCAUUUGUUGACAGUGUCACCAAGUUUGUGUAUUUGGCUGUUUUUUCACUGGAGUGUCGCACCUGAAACUUUAGGGCUCAUAAUCAACAAACAAGAAAAUUGCCAAUACUAAGUUUGUUCUUUCCAGAAAACAGAAAAACGAUUAAGGCUUUUCGCGUUUAUUCCAACUCGCCUACUUUGUCAAAUGUAGUCAAACUCUCUUGAAGUUGAAGUCGUGCAAAGAAAAGUAAAAAACAGUGUGAUGAAAAAUGUUUAAUGUAUUUGCAAAGUUUUCAAGUUUUGAUUGUGUUUUACUGGCCCUAUUUACACCAUUUGUUGAGGUGUUAUCCCUUAUCCUCUUUCUCGUCACCAGUAGUUUGUGUAUUUGGCUGUUUUUUCACUGGAGUGUCGCACCUGACACCGACUUUAGGGCUCAUAAUCAACAAACAAGCUUUCCAAAAUUGCCAAUACUAAGUUUGAUCUUUCCAGAAAACAGAAAAACACAGUUAAGGCACUCAACUCUUAAUCUGAAAACAGUAACGGUAUUUCGGGCUGUCCAUAUAGUUAGUAGAUAUGGGCUGUUGUUUCGCGUUUCGCUUUAAAACAUACAGAUCUCGCGCAGUUACUAUUCGGUGUUCGGUAAAUCUUUAAUUUGCUAUGUGUGAAUUUGCGUAACAUGACAGAUCUCGCACAGCUUUUGAACUUUGAGGAGAGUUUCCCUAAAUUUUGAAAGAGUAGUCUUCGGAUUAGACUUAAGCAUCCAAUUUGAUUUAAUUUGUUCAUUCGACUUAUUUGGACGAGUUGCCUGCACAAGGGGAUCUCAAACUCUCUUUGUUGACUGCCAUUGUGGGUUAAGUUUUUUGAGGAACCGUAAGAAAGACAAUCAGUUUUAUUUCUAUAUAUUUAUUUAACUUUUUAAAUGUAUAUUUACAAUUUGAUCAGCUGGUGUAUAAGCGUUGGUGUUCACUAGCGAAGUAUAAAUUAAUUAGUAAAGACCUCUCAGUCAAAAGUAAAUCAAAUGCACGCAAAAUUUUUCCGUUUUAAUCACACCCUUUUUCGCUACAAUUCAACGUGGUACUCAUUGUCUAUUCCUUCAAAAUUUUUGUUAUUUUUACCAUUGUUAUUGUUCCAACUUCUUCUUACGAUGGGAGUCAAAAAGUAUAUCUUAUUUGUCGUGUUACAUUCUACUCGUGUAGACCCGCUCAGUUCUCACGAAAUAUGCUACGUGCACAAAUUGUCCAGUUCACUCAGAGACGUAAUCACCAUGCCACUGUCGUUAGCCUUGAUUCUCUCGAACAAGAUUUCGUAGAAAUCCAGGGGUUUAAAUAUGUCGAUCUCUAGGGCCUGUAUUUCUUCUUCGGACAGAUGUUUUGCUUGUUCUGUGAGUGAGUCGCUGCGGUGGAAAAAAUAAGCUUUUGAUCUGUCGUACGCCACCGGUUCAGAUCCGCUUCUAUUCCUUUUCUUCGGGGCGCUGUCGUUGUGGCCGUACUGUGUCCUCGACGAUGGUAUAGCGGGUUCGCUGGACGGCUUGUCGAGUGGCAUACCCAACUGCGGCUGUUUUUCAGUGCCUCGUGGUGGUUUUGCCAUACAGUCUGAGUUAGCUCGUGGCUUAGGAUCUAAGGGAACUUGUAAAGGGUCAUUUGUUUCCGCUUGGAUUGUCUCCAGUCUGUCCAUUUUGCUCUCGAUCACGGUUCACUCUCUUUGCUUAGUCUUCGAUUGUUAGAUCUUGUCUUUUGGUUGUUUGCCAGUAUUUUUGAAGGAGGAUUUAAAAUCUUCUUCUUCUUUUAAUCCUUUUGAGGAUCACGUGGUAUGCGGGCUGCCGACGUCGUUGUUUUUUACCUUCCUUGUAUAAGUCGUGCUGCGCACGAAAACAAGGAGGAGCACAAAAAAUCUGAACGUUUUGUUUUAUGAUGAGCAAGAAAAAUCUGAGCGAAGCGCAAUUGGUGUUGAGGAAGUCUUAAACUAAAAUUUGAAAAAACUAAAUUAAAUUUACAUGCAACAAUUUGGCGUGUAUUUUUCAAAACAAAGUAUUUAUAGUUAAUUAGUUAGUAUCGGUAAUUUUUAAUGCAAUUAGCGUCCAAAACAGUCGAGUUGAGGGAAAACAACAACAACUCGAUCCACACAGCGAGACUCGUUUUGUUUAAUCAGCGACUCAUUUUCACUCUUGUUAGAUUUGUAAAUUAAAUGCUAGUUUUUGAAAUCAGUCAGAGUCAUCGCAGUAAACGCGUUUUGAAAACACUGUCCACCUAAAUACAAGAACAAACAUUUUUUUUUCGUAUAUAUUCGCUUUUGAUUGGCUGAGAAAAGAUCAUGCGUCGUUUCUCGGCCAAUCGAAAUGUAGUGAAAACCAUUCGUGUUUUGUCUACACCCAGCCCAGGUUUUCGACUUAAAAUAAAGGGGUGCCUUAGGGUGCGACUGAUAUAAUCUUAAAAAACAAGAAAUAUUGUGUAAAUUUUAGGGAACUGGAACUCCUAUAAUUCCCAGAAAGUAUCCGAGAGGCAAGAGACCUUCAGGGCGCUUCGGACACGCGCGUAAUGUGCACAAUUUAUAAGCAGAGGAAUUUGAACACACAUCCAGCCACAGAAAUGAAUUUCAUAAUCCGAAAGCACUAAUUUUCUUAAUGCAUACCCUUUCGUUACCUAAAAUUAAUAACUGUGCCCAAUAUUCAUAUUUAACUUGCGUUGAAAAAUGACGAUUAUUAGGGAGAAAGACCGAUACCUUGCGAAAGUGUCAAUAUAAUACACCGUGGUCGUGGGGUGCAUACCACCUAGUCUACACCCAUUUGGGUGACUUACCGAAAAAAAAUGCGAGUUUUUCCCUUUUCCUGUGUUUUUCUGAUUACCCGGCUGGGAUAAUGGCCAGUUUCAAUUGAAAAUUUAUUUACCCAUGUUUUUUUAAACAAACUCAGACCCCAUUUUCACGGGUCCGGACAAAUUUUUGAACGGACAAACACUUGCACGGAUGCGCCUUUCGUUUACACGGGACCCGCGGAACCGUGCAGGUUUUUAAAUGGCAAACAUUACUGCAAUCUGUAACGCGUUUUGCACAGUUUCGUGUAAAGUUGCACAGGUAAAAAAUUCGUUUCGUUCUAAAAUUUGUCCGGACCCGUGUGAACAGCGUCUUACUAUAUAAAUUGGUGUCUGAUUGCCCUAAAAUGAUAGAAACCACUUUGGAAGUAUAAUAUAAUAAGUAUAGUAUAGUCUUGAAUAAUUUUCUUUCUUUCCUCUUACCAGGUCACGUUGGUAUAGUGUAUGGUCUUGCUGUGUUAAGCGCCCCUGGGCAGACGCGUUUGUUCAGUGCUUCAUAUGACAGAUCACUCAGGGUAAUUUGAUCAGAUGAGUUCACGCUAUGUCUGCAGGAUUUGUUAAGUUUGAGAACUUCUAAGGACUCAUUUGUUUACACCAGUCUAGUCCCCAGGCGUUCUCGGCUCGGUCAGUUCUGGACUCUCCCGUGAGCUGUGACGUUACCGAGGGAGACUGGUCCACCCUUUCCAAGAACGGUCUCCAGAUUGACCCCCCUCUAACUAGAUAACUAAAACGAGUGCAUGGAAACAGAGUCACAGAUUAAUCUGAGACUUUUGAACUUCCAUUCUAUGAUAGGUGUGGAAUCUAGAAAGUUUCACUUGCGUCCAGACCCUUUUACGUCAUCAAGGGAGCGUGGCUGCUUUGGCAUUCAAUAAGGGCAGGAUAUUCUCUGGAGCGGUGGAUAGCACAGUUAAGGUG
Molecule: messenger RNA, 23071 nt
Organism: Porites lobata
Lineage: Eukaryota; Metazoa; Cnidaria; Anthozoa; Scleractinia; Poritidae
Source: the annotation of a GenBank genome assembly